Molecule: messenger RNA, 591 nt
Organism: Sphenostylis stenocarpa
Lineage: Eukaryota; Viridiplantae; Streptophyta; Magnoliopsida; Fabales; Fabaceae
Source: the annotation of a GenBank genome assembly
AUGAAGAACCUGAGGAAGAAGAAGAGGCCUAAGUCCCAGAAGAAGGUUGAGGAGAGAAAAAGAGCAGAAGGGGUUGUGAGGAACGAAGAAGAAAAUACAAAGAAAAGGGUUUUAGAGGCAUUGGUGGACGCUUUCUCGUUGUCUUCUAUGAGGGAAGCUCCCAUGGCGUAUGACAUUGCAGGGGGUAAUCCCGACAGGGCUUCGGAGAUCCUGAGGAAGGGGUUGUCGGAGGAUUCGUAUUCGUGUUGCUCUUCUUCUUGCAGUGGUGGAAGCAGUGGCGGCGGGUCUUCUUCUUCUUCUUCGGGGAUGGAAUUGGGGUUAAAGGAGGAGGGGGAACAGAAUUGUGGGGAGGGUGUUGUUGUGGGGGGUUUCAAAGGGGGCAGGCAGAAGAAAAAGGUUGUUGCUUCAACUGGCACUGUUUCAACGGUUUUGGGGAAGGAGUAUGUGGGGAGGAACAGCGGAAGGAACAAAGGGUUUAGUGCUAAUGAUGGAGCUUUUGACAUGGAGGAGGCAGAGCAGUUCCUCUGCUCUAUGAUUGGGGAGGAUUGUGAUCUUAACUUGGCUGUCGUUAGAGACGUUCUUUGUGAGUAA